AAUAUUAUCAUUGAUUGAUAGUUCACCGUGAAUCGUGAUGCGAACAACAAUACACUAUAACCGACAUACACGUGUGGGUAUAUAGUAUAUACUCUAUCAUAUUAUAAACGUCGGUCCUGGUUAACGAUAAACAUGAUCAGUUUUGGUGUGUACUUUUUUCCGUGAUUUUUACUGCAUUAUAUAUUUUUAUAUUCGUGCGAAUAACGUUUUAUUUGACAACAACAAUCGUUAUUUUACGUUGUUUCGGGUGCACCAGUACCGAUGGACCUGCACACGGCGUGUACACUGAAUCACCCAAAGGUGAUUGACAUGCUGACGCUAAGUUGGGGUCUGCGUUCCGAUUAAUCUCCCACUGCAUUCCAACGUCCAAGGGCAGUCGUCUAAAACAGGGAGAGGGCAAGUAGAGAGUACAAUCAUGCCCCCUGGCUUUUAGUGCAACAAUUUAAAUAUUUCCAAUAAAAAAGGAUGGACUUGCCUGAUGUAUGCUUGCUAUUAUGGAAACGAAAACCUUGUUGAUCGCAUAGUAGAUCUAGAUCCAAAAACAUUAUUCGCGACCAACAAUGAUAAACAAACACCUUUAAUGAUUGCCACGAUGUCCGGUAACGUGUCAAUAGUGAAGAAAACAUUUCAUGUUGACAUUUUGGAGAUGCCUGAUAAACUAGGCAGAUCAGCAAUGUUUUAUGCGGUAUUAUACAAUCAAGAAGAAAUAUUGGAGUAUUUUAUUGAAAAACAAGCCAAUUGUAAUGUAAUAGAUAACUUCGGUAAGACUAUGACCAUGACAGCUAUCUCUAAAGGAUUUCAGAGAGUAAUGAAAUUAUUGUACGAAUAUGAAAAUAGACACGAAAAAAACGUGUUGAAUACUACGUGGUCAGAAAAAUUAGAAAUGACCAGAAACAAUCAUCAAAACGACGAUCAUUUAGAUUAUCACGUGGAAAAACUACUAAGACAAUUGUCGUUAGAAAAAUAUUGGCCGGUGUUCGACAAACGAAACAUCCGGUAUAAUGAUUUCUUGAAGUUAUCUGAGCAAGACUUAAAAGAUAUCGGUAUAAAUUUAUUUGGUCCAAGGAGAAAAUUAAUAAUGACUAUUGACAAAUUAAAUGAAUUAAGGACAUCACAAGAACACUCGAGAAGUUGAAAAUUGUACAUUAAUAUACUUUUUUUAUUUUAUUUUAACUUUUAUUGAAUUGAUGUACCUUUAUAUUUUUUACCUAUAUAUAUUUAUGAUUUUUAUUUGAAUUUUUUAUUGAUGAACAUAACUACCAUAUUAUUUAUACUUACUACAUUAUUUUUAAAUAUUUUAACUUUAAAAUGUAUUUCUGCAUACUAUCACAUUUGAAAUUUCAAGAUAUGUAAGAAAUAAAUUAAUUUUAUACAGUAA
This is a messenger RNA of Rhopalosiphum padi (bird cherry-oat aphid), 1378 nucleotides long. Its product is annotated as ankyrin repeat and SAM domain-containing protein 3-like. Gene Ontology annotation, molecular function: protein binding. Bases 479 to 1135 code for a protein of 218 amino acids. Lineage: Eukaryota; Metazoa; Arthropoda; Insecta; Hemiptera; Aphididae. Gene Ontology annotation, cellular component: cytoplasm. The record is from RefSeq and is a predicted model, not a curated record. The transcript is spliced from 7 exons.